This is a messenger RNA of Xyrichtys novacula (pearly razorfish), 7101 nucleotides long. The record is from the annotation of a GenBank genome assembly. Lineage: Eukaryota; Metazoa; Chordata; Actinopteri; Labriformes; Labridae.
AUGACUUGUCUGUAUUUACGUGCGCAUAGUUCUGCAGGCGCCUCCUCAGUCAGCAGACAGUCCUGCCAUAUUGACACAGAGUUGUAUUCUUGGCACAGUCAUCUGGAUUUAGCAGGUAAAACUUUCAAACAUCUGUCAAACUUUCAAUUGUUUGUAUCACCGUUUAUUGUUGUCUGUUCUGUUCUUUUGCCUCUCAUUUCGAUGUGUGUUUUAUUUUGAUAAGAUUCAGACGGUGAAAAUAUUGUAAGUUGCGGUGAAAUUCCAUGCAGACUUUAGAGAGAGUUUAUCAGAUUGACAACACUGCUUUAAAAACACACUAUUUUGGUUUUAAUUUAAGGAUUAGAUAGUUAAUAAUCAAACAUCUGAUUUAAUAUCACUGUUAUUCUUGUACCUGAGUCAUUCAGAUCACCACUAACAAACAAACACCUUAUUGUUACAGCUGAGAUGAUCCACAGUCUGUUCCUGAUCAAUCACUCAGGAGACAUCUUCCUGGAGAAACACUGGAAGAGUGUCAUCGGCCGCAGUGUGUGUGAUUACUUUUUUGAGGUGAAGGAGAAGGCGGUGGACCCGGAGAAUGUGCCCCCAGUCCUGCAGACCCCACACCACUACCUCAUCAGCAUAUACAGGGGGAAGCUCUUCUUCCUGUCUGUCAUCCAGACUGAAGUUCCUCCACUCUUUGUCAUUGAGUUUCUGCACAGAGUGGCAGACACAAUUCAGGUGGGAUCUCAACUCCUAAGCUUAUUUUUUAUCAUGAUUCAACUUUUCAAAAGUUGAUUUGUAGCUUUGGGUGUUAAGUAGGUUAAAGGGAUAUCCCGGCGUCAAAUUAAUUUAGGGUCAAACACACCGUAACACCGAGUCAGACACCCCCUCGAGAAAUGAAUGUUGCCUACCACUUGCUUCUCGAGUUAUACCAACUUUAGUAACAACUGCACGAUAGCAAUACACAGCAGUCUGAGGAGCCAUAAACAAACAUUUCUUCAUGGAAAUGCAAUCAGACCGAGACGCUAAGGCAGAAGAACUACCGCGUCUGCAGAGCAAAAUGAUUAACAUGGUGAUUAUUACUUUUAAAAAAUGAUAAAGAAACGAUCAUUAAUGUUCUUCCUUGAGCUGCGUCACCCCGCUGUAGUCCAUAAUGGACUGGCCUGAGGUCUCUCUACAAACAAGAGGCUGUUGGAAGAGAGUAGCUGAGUUGUGUUUAGUCUCUUUGCUAAAGAAAUGAGUCAAAGUUAAAAAGAUGUUUGGUGGCUAGUACUGUGGCUGGGACCCUGUAUGUACUGUUGAUGAAGUUAGGUGCUGUUCUGAGAAUUAUUUGUGGCUAUAGAGUGGCUUUUUGGUUGAGGUUUGUUUAUGGCUCCUCAGACUGCUGUGUAUUUCUAUCGUGUGGACGUUUCUAAAGUUGGUAUAACUAGAGAAGUAAUUGGUCGGCAACAUUCAUCUCUCGAGGGGUGUCUAACUUGGUGUUAUUGUGCGUCUGACCCUAACUUAAUUUUACACCGGAAUAUCCCUUUAAGGAUACCAGGUCCUGAUCCUGUUCUGUGUCAGACCAAAACUAGAUUACGCCAGAGAGGCCAGACUGUAUUUGUAAAAGGUCAAUAUAAAGAAGGUUUCACAGCUGUUUCAACCUCUGCACCAUGUUGAGCCAUCUUCACAAACAGACAGUGGACUGGAUUUUAAAAAGUCUCUUGUGUCUCUGUAAAGAUCUAGUCUAGGUUUGACAAAGUUAGGUAUCAUGGUUCUCAGCUGAAUCGGAAGCUGAAAUGACACGCUAACUUUAGUGUCAUGUCAUAAAGCAGGAAGAGACCCUGUAUGUCCUCAAUAAACCCUGCUGUGUUUUAUGGUGCUAUUUGCUUUUUUUUUUUAUAACCCAGGAUGCAAAGUAGUCUCACAAGUGAAGAGUGUCUGCAGCCUUAGUUUUCAUGCAUAAAAGAAGGCGUGAAUUAAAGCUUAAAGAGUCAAUGUGCACAAAAAUGCUUGAAUUUCGAGUUUGCUGUUAAUGCAGAGAACUCACCCAUGGUGCAAUUCACAGAGGAAACAUAGGCGCUACUCACAACCACAACAUGUCGGUACAGAAAGCAGAUGGUGUUCCUGUGUGAAGUUGAACUGCAGCCUUAUAGAUAUUUCUAAGAUUAAAGCAGUGUAUCAUGUACUUUAGGGACCACAGUGUUGAUCUUUGGAUGAUACCCGUAGAAACACUUGAAAUAAGUGUGAAGUAUUGUUGUAUUGUAGUAAAUCAAGUGUUUUUGUUUGCAGGACUACUUUGGAGAGUGCUCUGAAAAUGUAAUCAAAGACAACGUGGUGACAGUGUACGAGCUGCUGGAGGAGAUGCUGGACAAUGGCUUCCCUCUUGCAACCGAGUCUAACGUCCUCAAAGAGAUGAUCAGGCCUCCAACCAUCCUGAGGACGGUCGUAAACACACUCACGGGUAAGUGGUGGUCUCCGUGACUCAUCGGUUACAAUCUCUGAUCCGUUGAUGUGUACAAUGCAGUUUUUGAUAAUCUGUUUGUGUGUUUUUAAGGUGGAAGUAAUGUUGGGGACACACUACCAACGGGCCAACUGUCCAACAUCCCGUGGAGGCGAGCGGGUGUGAAAUACACCAAUAAUGAGGCUUAUUUUGAUGUGAUCGAGGAAAUAGACGCCAUUCUGGAUAAAUCAGGUACAAACAACCACUUUUUUGAUCACCAAAGAGGGAGAUGUGCGCUUCAAGUUGUCCACGCUCAUUUCUUGAUCCUCUUUAUUCAGGUACAACAGUGUGUGCAGAGAUCCAGGGUGUAAUUGAAGCCUGUGUGAGGCUCACUGGGAUGCCUGACCUCACUCUUUCUUUCAUGGUGAGUUGAUAUCCUCAUGGCUCUCAUCCUUUUUUGUAUUCAGCUUUUAUGUUUUCUAUCCAAACCAAACCUGUUUCUGUCGUUUCUGUUGUGUGUUUGACGACAGAAUCCUCGUCUCCUCGAUGAUGUGAGUUUUCACCCGUGUGUCCGCUUCAAGCGCUGGGAGUCAGAGCGAGUCCUCUCCUUCAUCCCGCCUGAUGGAAACUUUACACUCAUGAACUAUCAUGUCAGCUCGCAAAAGUGGGUACAGCUGUUUGCAGUAGAUAAGAAUUUGCAAGAGUUUGCAUGAGUUAUCAGCCUGCAUGACAAGAGUAACAUGGUACUUAAAACAAUAAAAUCUUUGUCCCAUGAUCUCAUGAGAGCUUAGUAUGACGGAGGGGACUGAAAUUCUCUCCCAAUCUCUGCAUUAAGGAUUGACAAACCCCACUUGUUUACAAUUUAACUCAUAAACACAGUUGAGUUGCUUUUUUAUUUGCUGAAUCUGUCUGUUUAUUGUGUUUCUGUCCGCAGUCUCGUGGCCAUUCCAGUGUGGGUGAAGCAGAGCAUCAGCUUCUUUGAGUCGGGGCCUUCAGGCCGCCUGGACAUCACUAUCGGACCCAAGCAGACGAUGGGCAAGACGGUGGAGAACCUGAAGGUCACUAUCCACAUGCCAAAAACUGUGGUCAGCGCCAACCUCACAGCCACACAGGGAAACUACACCUUUGACCUCGCUACGAAGGUAACAACAGCUCUGCCAGCAGUUUAGGUAUUCAUAAAUUAUCCGAGGUUCCCCAGUUAGAAUAAUCCUGUGCAAAUGGUAAUUAUAAUAACAAUAAUAACUUUAUUUUUAUAGCACUUCUAAAAACAAAGGUUGACAAAUUGCUUUGACUUGAAGGUCAAUUUCAUUUGUCAUAAAAAACCCAAACAAUACAAGAACCAUGCAACAUAAAAUGAGACCAUGAGGACCAAAAUAAAAAUAUAAAAUAGGUAAGAAGAAGAAAUUUGAUUAAAAAAAGGGGGGGUAGAGAGCAGGAAACAGGAUAUUAAAUAUAAAAAUAUGAUGUUCAUAAAAAAUAAUAAAAUCAUAAUUAAAUAAUAAUAAUGGCUAUAUUAAUGAUAAAAUGGAAUAAUAAAAAUGAGCAGAAAAAAUAAAUCAAAUCAAAUCAAAUCAAUAAAAGGUCUAAAAGGUUAAAUAAGAAAAGAUUGUAAGUAAAACCUAGGCUAAAAGGACAAUAAGUCUAAAUAAGAUAGAGGAUAAAAGAAAAAGAGAACAGACGGCAUCACAUAAAAGCAAGUCCUAAUCUCUAAUCUCCUCUGGCAGGUCGUUCCAAAGUCGAGGAGCUCUGAUGGAGAAAGAUCUGUCUCCUUUAGUUUUGAAUCUCGACUUUGGAACGACCAGGGGACUGUUCUACGAAACAGGUUCAACUUAGCGAGGUAGGCUUGGCGCUACCUCGCUCAACUUAGCGCGGUAGCCAGCGGUCUCGCUACACGGUUUUACGACGCUGGUUAUCAACCUCAUAAGUGGAUCCAGCUCUGCUAUGAGCGCGUGCACACAUAUAAGGCGGAGCCCGCCGCAUCUGACCAAUCACGAACAUCGAUCAGUCUGGAGCGUCAGAGCAGGCUGGCGAGUGAAGGACCGCGGACUUUACAAACGAGGAACAGGAGACGAUCAUGUGAAAGUUUGAAGAAUUGAAAGCUAUCAUAAACCUCAAAAGCAACACCGUCGCCGCUGCAAAAGCACGGAGGGAAUGCUGGCAGAAAAGUAAUCUUUGAUGCCAUUAUCACCCUGAAAUAGCACUGUUCAACAUGCGCUUUUAACUAAAGUGACAGUCCCCGAAUUGGAUGAUCUGUCCCCGGCUAAAGCUGUCCCCGAAAAUGUCCCUGAUUUAAGCGUUUCAUGAAUGAGAACAAAAAUGUUGCAUGUGGGCAAGAACAACGGUUAUUACAGUGGGUAGGAAGCACAAGUAAGCAGUCCUGAACAACAGUAUUUACCGGGUUAUUAUAAGGGGCGUGCGCUGCUACUAAAUAGUACCGAGAUGUUGUCUGUGAUCGCGCAGCCCAUGCCCAUUCAUUCCCAAGAUGAAUCAUUCAUUUGUUCAUUCCUAUCGUGUUUACAUGUUUUGUGUAAUAUGUCGGCCAUAUGAGCCUUUCAUAAAGGUGGUCAUCCGGAGAAAACUCUCCCUGAAAACUCUCGCGAGCCGGAGUGCUCCUCCUCGGACAAUGCGAGCACCGAGGUCUACAGGAUCCUCCAAGAACGGACAAGCCGUUUUUCGAGAGAGCUCAUUGGUCAGUGGGCGGGGUUUUUAUACUCGGUGAGUUCAAUCUGGAACUUAACCUGCCCCGGAGCAGUUUAGCCGUUCAGCGUAUGUUGCUAUGGAGACUCGCCUCGCUAAGAGGUGAACCCGCGUCGUAGAACAGGAAACCCCGAACCUAUCCUCAAAGUUACCUCGCUAAGCAGUAAUCCUGCUUCGUAGAACAGGCCCCAGGAGGCCUUCUCCAGAGGAUCUGAGGCUGCGAGUCGGCUCAUAAGGCUCUGAAAUGCACCUUGGAGCAAGUCCUUUGGUGCUUUAUACUGGGAACGACAAAAUAAGAUGAGACAUACUGCUUUGUUCACAAACAACAUCAAGUUUGAGGUAAAUUGCAUGUUCUUUGCAGAGGCUUUAAUGCCUGCAGUACAGUGUAUAACAACAUUUGACGUAAUUAAAAAGACACAAUACUGCAUUGUGGUCGGUGAGCCAGCUUUUAGCCUGCUCAAGGGUUUUAUGUAACACACCAGUGCUGCAGGAAGUGGCUUUGGAAAACACUUAAUGUCGAGGAUCCUCUUUGUGAGUGGUCAAGUAAGGAUGUUGCGUAAGGGAAGAGGGCUUUUUCAGUGGAAGGCAGGAAGUUUCUCAAGUUUCAACAUUUCCAAACAAGACUUGGUUUUAUUCUGUUUGCUUGAAAAAUUGUGUAUUCUUAAAGGUUGUGGUCUGGGACAUUGGAAAAUUGAACCCCCAGAAACUUCCCAACCUGAGAGGCAGUCUGAGUACGCAAACAGGGGCCCCUAAACCUGAUGAUAACCCUUCACUCAACAUUGACCUGAAGAUACAGCAGCUGGCUAUAUCAGGUAAAGCUCACCUCUUAAUCUCUGAACAAAGCUACGUUUAAAGUCCAUAAUCAUUUAUCCCAGUUCUUUCUCCACAUUUGUUUUUAAAUCAGAACAUUUCAGUGUUUGUUCACUCUGUUUGUCUUUCCUCUGCACAGGUCUGAAGGUGAGUCGUCUUGACAUGUAUGGAGAGAAGUACAAGCCGUUUAAAGGGGUCAAAUAUUUGACCAAAGCUGGGAAAUUCCAGGUGCGAACCUGAGCGAUGACGGUCAAAUCCAAAGGCCAACAAUCCAAUGUGCCAAAAAGGGGGCAAGGAGUCAGCCCUCCACUAAGUCUUACAUUUCCUGUGACUCUUUGUAAUUAAUGAACCAUUUUGCAUUCUAACAGUUAUUUAUUACGUCUUUGGCAUUAUGUUUCUACGCCUGGAUGGUGUUUGUGGCCUGUAAAGGGAAGCCUUAAUAACCCAUGUGACCUUGUUGAAGUGCUAUUAGUUUUCACUCUUUAUUUUUUUCAUUGUAUGGACCAUUGUUCUUUUUUUAUAACCUGUUGUAUUUUUGUCUAACACUUUCUGAGUGUUGCCAAAGGGGAAUAUUUUGGUUUAUAAAGGGACACUCACUGCUCUUCGCUUGCAUCUCACUCUUUCAGCACACCUCUACAAUCAUGAUCGCAUGUUUCAUGAGAACAAGCAGAAAAAUUGCCUUUUGAAAAUCUUUUUAAUUAACGCUAGGUAGCAACUUUUAUAUAUAUCUAUAUAUAUCUAUAUAUACACGCAUAUAUGUUUAUUUUUUGAAAUAUCUUAUAUUCUAUCUUUCUGAGUAGCUGCAGUGUGUGUUUGAACACUGUCUUUUGUGGAUGUGUUUGUACACACAAUCACUCCUUUAUGUGGCCUUCUUGGGUGCUUUGUACAGCACACUACAGCACAAACUGCAUGUUUUUGACACUGAGGGAUAAUAUCCAAAUAUGUCUCACAUUAAAGGUACAUAUCUCGACUAAUAGAGGUUGUUCAGCUCUAAAAGGGCCUGCAUUUGAGCUAAUAUGUUUGUUGGGAAAAGUUGUGUAAAAAGUACUCAGAACUCUUGUGCACAAUCGCCUCACUCAGCACAGACUUUGCACAAUCAGUGUCAACGUGAAAAAAUCUUUCUCACAGCACACGUAUGAAGUUGAAUCUGUAUUUCUGUGUAAAAGAUGUCAUAUAAAAAGCUUUAAAUAUGA